Nomia melanderi (Alkali bee) is the source of this 3528-nucleotide messenger RNA. Its product is annotated as carnosine N-methyltransferase. Gene Ontology annotation, molecular function: carnosine N-methyltransferase activity. NCBI's taxonomy places the organism in Eukaryota, Metazoa, Arthropoda, Insecta, Hymenoptera, Halictidae. The record is from RefSeq and is a predicted model, not a curated record. Gene Ontology annotation, cellular component: nucleus; cytosol. Gene Ontology annotation, biological process: carnosine metabolic process.
CGGCGGUUGAUCAGCGACUGAGGUGCUCCUUUUAAAAAUGGCGAGGACAAGCAUAUCCUACCUGCAACUGCACAGCUAUAGAAACUCUGCGGAUACGCGAGUUGCGCCUUGGCACCGUUUCCAAUCGCGACGUACGAGUUUCACCCGUGGAUUCGCCACAACCACGUAUAUCACGUUGCUGUUUAAUUAUUCCAUCGAACGUUCAAUCGAACUUCAUUAUUACGCCUGAUAUACACGCUUCAACAAGAUUUCAAUGAACCCCCCUUGGCCUACGCCUAUGAGCGUUUUCCCUUCGAUUGUAUUUCAAACGACAGAUAUUUAUUUCGUCAUAAAGGCUCGUGGGCCGAUCGAAAUAAUUUUAUGCAUUCUGUAAUAUACAUUGAGACAUUUACCUUGACUUUUUCAAGCGGUACACGGUUUUUGCAGUUUAGUUACCUUAAUGCGACUCACGAUGCAGUGUCACUGCAGUAUACCGGGUGUCGGCGUUAGAAAUUUCCGAUGACUUUCCGCCCGGGUAUAGAUGAUUUGUUGAAUUUUUCACGAUGAUUUCUAUCGAUUUCGAUGAGAAAUGUGAAAUGCCGAAGAUAGGCCUUAAAGCAAGAUCCAUCGUAAUAAUGUGAACGCGUCGUAACGCGUGCACCAAGAAAGCCGCCACCGAACGUCGUGCUAAAAAACUCAUUGAAAUAUAGAGCUCCGCGUUCGAAUAAGAAAAUGGAAACAAUGUCGAAUCCGUAUCCAAAAAAAAUGCAAGACACAUAUGAAGACGAAGAGGAGAGGAAACAUUUUCAACGAAUCGUUUCAGCUUUCAAAUACUACAAAACCCAUUCGCUGUCAAGGGUAAAAAAGACAGAGUCAUAUUUGUUGACACUUCCUCUUCAUCACCAAAAACUUCUGUCAAAGUACAAAGAACAUCUGCAAGAAGUUAAAAGGUGUAUCGAAAACAACGAUGAAAUAAUUAAGCUGAUCAUAAAGGAUGUUGCCCAUAUCUUUGAAAAUGUGAGCCCAGCUAGUGCACAGACUGACAGUGUAAGAAAAGUUUACCUGACAUUAAAUCCUCGUCCAGUAAUGGCUGAUCAAGAAAAGGUGCAAGCAACAAUUAAACAACUGGUUCGUGAUUGGAGUGUGGAAGGAACAGAGGAACGCAAUGCGUGUUAUCAACCUAUUAUAGAUGAAAUAUUAAAUCAAUUUCCUUUAGAAUAUUGUACACCAUCUGGAGUGCAAAUUUUAGUACCUGGAGCAGGAUUAGGAAGACUCGCAUACGAAAUUGCGAGACGAGGAUACACUUGCCAGGGAAACGAAUUCUCUCUCUUUAUGCUCUUUGCGUCACAUUUCGUGCUAAAUAAAUGUAGAGGAGUGAAUUCGUAUCAAGUACAUCCAUGGGUUCAUCAGUACAUGAAUAAUUUAAAACCAGAGCAUCAAACUCAAGCUGUAUUCUUUCCCGACGUAAAUCCAAGCGAUCUUCCAGAAAACGCGCAAUUCUCUAUGGCAGCUGGAGAUUUUUUAGAGGUUUACACAGAAGACAACCACUGGGAUUGCGUUGCAACGUGUUUUUUUAUAGAUUGUGCAAAUAAUGUUGUACAAUUUAUUGAAACAAUCUACAAGAUUCUAAAGCCGGGAGGUAUAUGGAUAAACCUUGGACCACUAUUGUACCAUUUUAGCGAUAUGCCAAUGGAAGAUUCAAUAGAACCGAGCUACGAUGUUGUUCGCGAUGUGAUUCAGGGAUUCGGUUUCCAGUUGGAAAAGGAAGAAAAGCGCAUGAGAACACGCUACGCACAGAAUAUUAAUAGUAUGCUACAGUGUGAAUACAAUAGCGUAUAUUUUGUUUGCCGAAAGCCUAAAAGACGCAUAGACAACGACAUGAAUCAUCGAAACGGUUGUGAAAGUAACGGAAUGCAAGAACAAGAAAACUAAUUACUGAUGACCUGAUGUGUUCCACUUGUAAGACAAAUUGAUCUAUCUGUAAAUGCAUUAUAUAAUAGUUCAUUAUUUCAAAAGCAAAGCUGUUAUACUUCGUGAAUAUAAAUCAAUAUUAAACGAUUUUGAGUUUCUGAACAAAAUUUGUAAACGGUUAAAAAAUUGAAUUUUAUUUGAAAAUUUUAUUUCAUUGUAACCCAAAUUGACUGUUGAAUUUAUUCAUCGUGUUGUUAACAAAUUGAAUAAUAAAAUAAUAGUUGUUUUUUAAAAUCUUAAUGCAAGCUGAUACGAAUGUAAGAUUAUAAAUUUUCGAUAACAGUUUUGCAAUUUCUCUUUUGAGUUCAAUACUUGUGAUUUAGCAUAAUCAUUAAAUGUUUAUUGUUUCAAUUAUUUAUCAAAUAUCGUGAUAAUAUAAAAUAAAAGAAACUAGAUUUGGUUGCAUGUAUAUAUAAUAUGCAAUGUUCCCCGUUUGAAAUGCUCUCUUCCAUUUGCUUUAUAGAGGAAUUUCAUUUCUUAAUAUUAACAAAUGCAUCUUACCCGAAAUACAUGUCAGUUACAAAUUUUUCCAGAAACCAGUGUUGCCUUAUCCAGUUUUGUCUCAAAUUGACGAAUGUUAGUACCAUGAAGAAGAUGCAAUUUCAAAAUUUCAGUGUUUUUUCAUUUUGUAAUUCAAUAUUUUUCUGCUUUCUUUUCAAUUAUGUAUUUUUUGAAAAUUAAAAAAAAAGUCGCACAAAUUUUAUUAUCCAUUUCACAAUAAUUUAUAUCAGUGUUAUGUUACUACAAAAAGGAAGUCUAUGUUGUGAAGCAAAACCUUUACUUUGCAAUAGAGAAUACAUGCAGGCCAAAAAAUAAUUAUAAAAUAAGUUAAGCCUAACAAUGUAAUUAAUAUAAUUUUUUAUUAAAAAUUAUAUAUGAUGAAAAAUUUGAUUAAUGUGUAAUUACCUUUUUGAAAAUAAUGUAAUACUUUCAAAACACUUAUGACAAACAUUUAUUAAGGUAUUGUACAAACAAUGAUGCGAUUUGAUUAACUUCGAUUUGUUGCAUUUUACUGUAAGUUAAAAAUUGUCUCCGUACUUUCAUAAGUUGAGCUGCUGUACAUGGACUUUGUACAGUUAAAUUAUAUCCUGGUAUUUUAAAAUCACUUUCGAUGCCCAAUUGUUUGGCCGUUAAUAUUGCCUUUAUAAAAAAACAGAUCAUGUAAAUUCAGUUAUCAUAAAUAUACAACUUAUGAUUUCUAAUCAUUUGUAGUAUCAUUCAAUGCAAUUUAUCAUAAUUAGCAAAUAAAAAUCGUUAAGUAACUUACUCCAACUACUUCUUGAGUAACUAAAUCCAAUUCAUACAAAUAAUUUGUAGAUGAUAAUGGAGGCUGAAAUAUUACAGAUGUUUUUGUAAGCAAAAGAAAUAUCGAUUUCUAAUGUAAGAUAAUAAUAAUAUUUAUGAAUACUAACACACUGAGUACUUAAAUUUGGUUUAGGUGCUUUCACUUCAUACAGUGAUCUAUAAAUUUCAUCAAACUUUAAAUCGUCCUCUGCUGACACUGAAAAUAAUGGAGAAUCCCAGCGGUUCUUACUGUCUGGAAUUUCAUACCUAUGUAACGCAUAAUGUGUACUUUAC